AUGAAACUUAUUGUGUUGGGAUUUUCGGGAAUCUUGUCUCGUCCUGUCCUGUCUUGGAAGAGCUGGAGAUUGUCGUGCAUUGGUAUUAUCCUAAAGUCUUUCAUGUGGAGUCGUGUGCAGUCUUUGUCAGUGAAGAGGCUCAGCUUGAAACUAGGUAAAGGUGAUGAUAAGUUUGAAGUUGAGAUUGAUGCUCAUCUGCUACGGUUUUUGAAGAUCCAUGACAGCAUAACAAAGAGUUAUGUGAUAAAGAACUUGGACUCUAUUGUCAAGCUGGAUGUAUCUCUCGGCUUUGGUGAAGACUUUGAUGAAGCAAGUGUUUCAUUAAAGAGACAUAGCAUCCGUAGGUUUCUCUCUGGGAUUUUAAAGGUUGCGGAAAUGAUACCAACAAAGACAAAAAAGCAUUUUCUUAUGUAA
Molecule: messenger RNA, 414 nt
Organism: Microthlaspi erraticum
Lineage: Eukaryota; Viridiplantae; Streptophyta; Magnoliopsida; Brassicales; Brassicaceae
Source: the annotation of a GenBank genome assembly